ACGGGAAAGUGGGAUGAUCCAUUAAAGUUUUCACUUCAUUCAAGGUUCAUUCAGUUCAGACUAGAAGCUCGACGUUAACAGAAUAGCUAUAACGUUACCCCGCUGAAUGAAAACAAAUGCAGAUGUCAACGAAUAUGCAAGCGCUGCUGAACUUCCUCAAGCUCUAGUCUAGAGGAAUAUGAACGCGGAAGGUGUUUCCAAACGCAUGCACAACGUGAGAGGGCACGAUGAAUGCAAAGGGCAGAGAGAGGCAACGGACACGGAGCGCUUGCAAAAGAACCGAGGGCACCAGUGUCUUGCGCUCGCUCGGCGUCGACAACAUAGACGAUAAUGAGACAAUGGCAGGCGAGUUGGACCUGGUUAAACAUGGCACUCUUGAACGGAGACUCAUUGCACCGCGAUACAGUUUGCUCCGUGAAAUUGGCAGGGGCAGUUAUGGCGUUGUGUAUGAAGCCAUUGCCCGUAAAUCAGGUGCGAGAGUGGCGGUGAAGAAGCUGCGCAGUGACGCGCCAGAGAAUGUGGAGUUGGCGCUGGCGGAGUUUUGGGCUCUGACCAGUCUGGAGAAACGCCAUGAGAAUGUGGUGCAGUUGGAGGAGUGUGUGCUCCAAAGGAACGGGAUGGCCCAGAAAAUGAGCCAUGGCAAUAAGCGUUCAAAGCAGUAUUUGAGAUUGGUGGAGACCUCGUUAAAAGGUGAACGUAUAUUGUCGUGUCCUGAUGAGCCCUGUUACCUGUGGUUUGUUAUGGAGUUUUGCGAGGGAGGGGAUCUGAAUCAGUUCAUCCUGUCACGACGGCCCGAUCCUCACACCAAUGCCAGCUUCAUGAUGCAGCUCAGUAGUGCUGUGGCGUUCCUGCAUGAAAACAAUAUUGUUCACAGAGACCUUAAACCAGAUAAUAUCCUCAUCUCGGAGCGUUCUGGCAUGCCUGUGUUGAAAGUGGCAGAUUUUGGACUUAGUAAAGUGUGUGCUGGUCUGUCUGCCGGAGUACAGGACACAGAGGAGGGACGGAAUGAAAAAAAGAACAGCGUUAACAUCAAUAAGUUCUGGCUUUCGUCGGCUUGCGGCUCAGACUUUUACAUGGCACCGGAGGUUUGGGAAGGACAUUACACAGCCAAAGCAGACAUUUUUGCUUUAGGCAUUAUCAUCUGGGCCAUGAUGGAGAGAAUCACGUUCGUUGACGCCGACUCAAAACGGGAGCUUCUCGGGACGUAUGUACGGCAAGGUUCUGACAUCGUACCGGUUGGAGAGGCACUUCUGGAGAACCCAAAGAUGGUAUUGAGUAUUCCCCAGCGCAGGCGCUCGCAUAUGCCUGAGGCAAUCCGGAAACUUUUGCAGGACAUGCUGGCAGUCAAUCCUCAGGACCGACCAGACGCACUAGAACUGCACAGCAGGAUGGGACAGGUCAUUUGCGCAGAGUGAACUCUGACCUAAAUGCCCACACAGGUUUUCCCUUUCCAUAACAGACCAGAAGGGACCGCAUUGCUUGGAAAACUGUGAAUCUUCCAUUGCUGAUUUAAUGUGGAGAGAAUAAAGUUCUCAACCUGAACACCAAUACAAAGUUUGCCACAAAUAGAUUUUCAUCUGAUUGUUCACUUUUU
Carassius carassius (crucian carp) is the source of this 1594-nucleotide messenger RNA. RefSeq names its product serine/threonine-protein kinase 35-like. The coding region runs from base 228 to 1415 and encodes 395 amino acids. The transcript is spliced from 3 exons. Gene Ontology annotation, biological process: autophagy; axon extension; peptidyl-serine phosphorylation. Gene Ontology annotation, molecular function: ATP binding; protein serine/threonine kinase activity. The record is from RefSeq and is a predicted model, not a curated record. Gene Ontology annotation, cellular component: cytoplasm; autophagosome. Lineage: Eukaryota; Metazoa; Chordata; Actinopteri; Cypriniformes; Cyprinidae.